Messenger RNA from Paramecium pentaurelia, 2398 nucleotides. NCBI's taxonomy places the organism in Eukaryota, Ciliophora, Oligohymenophorea, Peniculida, Parameciidae. The record is from the annotation of a GenBank genome assembly.
UAUGCGUUCAAAUUAUGCAACAAAUACCGAGAAUGGUUCUGCAACUAAGCCAUAACAAUAUUUUGAGGGUAAUAGAAAAGGAGAAGUGAAUGAAUUGAAAAUGUAUCUAAAUAUUCAUUGAAUAUAGAUUGGUUAAGAAUACUAUUAAUGAAAAGGAUGAUAAAAAGAAAAGAGAAGUAGUUAAGAAGGUGAUUGCUUAUAUGACAUUGGGUAGUAUUAGAUACUAAAUUAGGAAUCGAUGUAUCUAAAUUAUUCCCAGAAAUGUGUAUGGCUUCUUAUACUAAUGAUUUGGUAUAAAAAAAGAUGAUAUAUUUAUAUUUGACAACUUAUGCAGAAUAGAACAAGGAUAUGGCAUUCAUGGCCAUAAGUACAUUUUAAAAGGAUUGCAAACACAAUGAUCCUAAAAUUCGUGGAUUUGCUUUAAGAAAUUUAUGCUCUCUUAGAUUUAGUGGUGCUAUAGAAUUUCUAAUGCCUGCAAUAAAAGAGGCAUUAUCAGAUAUUGAUGCAUAUGUUAGAAAAACAGCAAUAAUGGGAUGUGUUAAAGUAUUUUAUAUGCAACCAGAGUAAUUAAAUAAUAUUGAAGACUAAUUAUAUAAAAUGAUAAGUGAUAAUGAUCCUUUAGUAAUUAUAAAUGCUAUUCAUGCAUUAAAUGAAAUUUUAGCAUAAGAAGGUGGUAUGGCAUUAUCAAAAAAGAUGGUUGAUUAUUUAUUAGGAAGAUUGAAAGAAUUUAAUGAAUGGGGAUAGGCAACCAUUUUGGAUGAGCUUUCUAAAUAUUCCCCUAAAGAUGAUAAGGAAAUGUUUAAUAUUAUGAAUUUAUUAGAAGAGAGAUUGAAACAUUCAUGUUCUGCAAUAGUUUUAGGAGUUAUCAAAGUUUUUAUGAAUUUUACUAAAAAUAAACCUUAAAUAUAUGAAUAAGUUAUUACUAGAGUCAAAUUACCAUUAGUAACAUUAGCAUCAAUUAGUGAAGGUAAUUUUGAAAUAAUGUAUACUAUUUUGUGUCAUAUCAAAUAUAUUGCAUCUAAAGGAUAUAAUUCUGUAUUUGCAUCUGAUUACAAAUCCUUUUAUUGUAGAGUAGAUGAACCAACAUAUAUCAAAUUACUUAAGCUUGAAAUUCUAUCAUUAAUUGCAUGUGACUUUAAUUUAGGAGAUAUGCUUAAUGAAUUAGGAGAAUAUGUUACAGAUGUUGAUCAAGAGAUAUCUAAAAAAUCAAUCUAAGCUUUAGGAGCUAUUGCAAUAAGAUUGCCUGACUUAGCUACUGCAAUUGUUAAAUAAUUAUCAUCAUUUGUUACUCUAUAAGAUUAUAUCACAAAUGAAGUCAUUCUUGUGUUUAAAGAUAUUUUGAGAAAAGAACCUAAACAUAUUAAAGAUUGUUUAGAAAUUAUUCAAUCAGAUAAUAUAACAGAUUCAAAUUCUAAAAUUGCAUUAAUUUAUAUACUUGGUCAAUUUGGAAGUCAAAUCCCUUUGGCUCCAUAUAUUCUAGAAACAUAUAUAGGAGCAUAGGAAUCAGUUGAAUUAAAACAUACACUCCUUACAUCUUGUUUGAAAGUGUUUUUUGUUAGAGCCCCAGAAAUGCAUUAAGUGUUGGGUAAAUUAUUUUAUGUAAUUAUUAAUAAUGAGAAUGAAGAUAUUGAUUUAAAAGAUAGAGCUGCAUAUUAUUAUAGAGCAUUAAAUUCUAAUGCUAAUGAAGUUAAAUAGCUUUGGCAAUAUAGUAUAAAAGUUGAUAAAUUCCUUGAAGAAACUAUUAUAAAUAAAGAAGCUCUAUUAUUUGAAUUCAAUUCAUUAUCUGUUAUUUAUGAAAAGAAUGUUAACAAAUUUAUUAAACCUAUUGAAUACUUUAAUAAUCUUAGAAAUAAAGAGUUGUAAGAUCUUAACUAAGAAUAAUAAUAAACUUAAACAAGUACAACUUAAGAAUAAACAUCUGAUGUUAUAGAAAAUCCAUAACCAUAAUCUUAUGGUUAAACUAAUGAUCUUCUUGAAAUUUCUGAUUAACCUCAAUAAUAAAUGUAUUUGAGUGUAGAUAGUUUCAUAGUCAAUUUUGCAAUAGAUGCUGAUCAUUUUGAAAAUAUGUGGACUAAUUUAAAUGAUGGGUAAUUAAUUUAUCAUUAAUAUUAGUGCUACCUUUACUAGAAUGUUAAUUAGAAAUGAUAUUGCUAAUGAAACUUCAAUUGAAUAAUUAUUUAAAUAAUAUAGGCUGUAUAAUAUUGCAGCAGGAGAAGAAGAGAAUGUCUUGAAAAUGUAUUUCUAUGGAUCACACUAAUGCUAAGUCUUUUUUGAAUUUGAGAUUAACAAGAAUCUUAGUACAGUUAUAUUAAAUACAAGAUCUGAAAUUGAAGAUCAAGCAUAUUUAGCUUCUAAAUAUGUUGAAGAUUUUCUUAAAUAAGUUCAUUUAAUUGAAUGA